AUGUUCGACUGUAUCACGUGUGGAAAAGUGUAUACACAUAACCGUGGUCUAAACAGGCAUUCGAAAAUCCACGACGGUUCAACAACUUCAUGUGGGCUAUGUGCAAAGGUCUUUACGCAGCAAAGCAACCUAUCGCGGCACGCCAAGAAUGUCCACAAGGCCGCCCGCCUGCAUACCAACGACCACCGCAAUGCGGUUCGAAUAGGCAGCGCAAUGGAUCGUCCGACGGUUAAAGACUGA
Messenger RNA from Macrosiphum euphorbiae (potato aphid), 240 nucleotides. NCBI's taxonomy places the organism in Eukaryota, Metazoa, Arthropoda, Insecta, Hemiptera, Aphididae. The record is from the annotation of a GenBank genome assembly.